Molecule: messenger RNA, 684 nt
Organism: Talaromyces amestolkiae
Lineage: Eukaryota; Fungi; Ascomycota; Eurotiomycetes; Eurotiales; Trichocomaceae
Exons: 2
Coding region: 1-684 (227 amino acids)
Source: RefSeq, a predicted model, not a curated record
AUGUAUAGUCAAAUCCCUCUCGCAACGCUCUUUGCCGUGCUGGCCACGGCAUCACCAACACGAGACUUCCAUCUCAAACCCUACCUCUCGGCGCGCUCCGAUGCUGGGACUGUUAGAGCAGCAGCAGUAGAAAUAACGUCCGCCCAAAUCCUCGCCAUCGCACCCACCUCAUCAACCUGCGACAAUCCACCUGCCGAGGGCGAAUGCGCAACUGCCGAUCAAGCAGCGCCAUAUAUCAGCGACUCGUUCACGACGUACGGGGUUGACAAUGUCGCCGAACAGGCUGCACUGAUUGGGUUGAUGGCGUUUGAGACGCUCGAUUUCAAGUAUAAUCGAAAUCAUUUCCCUGGGGUUGCUGGGCAGGGCACGCGAAAUAUGCAAUCUCCAAGCUACAACGACAAAUACGCCUCCUCAAUUCCCGAACUAAGUGACGACUACGCCUCCUCUACAGGCGACGUGGCUGCUAUUUUGAAUCUGUUGCUGUCCGACGAAAAGUAUGAUUUUGGGUCCGCGGCAUGGUUUCUGACGACCCAGUGUAGUGACAGUGUGCGACAGGCGUUGCAGACGGGGUCCGAGGAAGGGUGGGAAGGGUAUAUUAGUGGGUGUGUGGGAACGACGGUGACGGAUGAUAGGAAGGCGUAUUGGAGUAGGGCUGUGGAGGCGCUUGGUGUUGGUUCUUCUUGA